AUGACCGAGAAACUUGCGUCUGCGAAGGUCGAGCUUGCCUCUCACGAUGAGCACGGCGAGGUACGCAGAUCGAACACCAUUACUUUGCUCAGCGAUAUCAUGCUAACCCGCAUGCACAAACUGGUCAACCCUCUGGCUGGAAUUGCGAAAGAUGGUCUGAUGCGGCAAGUGGAACGCUUUGCCACGGACAAGGACCUCCUCGACAUCCUACCGCUCCUGCAGAAAGGUGCAUACGUUGCUCAAGCCGCAGUGCCACUGGCAGAAAUCGAAGAGCUCGAUCCGGAUGAGCUCGAGGGACUGCAGCACGAGCUCACGCACAGGUGGGCCCACCCAUUCGCCCUAUAUGCCACCGUGUUUGUCUGUUCGAUCGGAGCAGCGGUACAGGGCUGGGAUCAAACGGGCUCAAACGGGGCCAAUUUGACGUUCCCCGUCGAAUUUGGCAUCGCGUCUGGCUCCAGUAGGGAUAACUGGCUGAUCGGCUUGGUCAACGCUGCUCCCUAUAUCUCUUCUGCUAUCUUGGGAUGCUGGCUGUCUGAUCCGUUUAACGAUCUCCUGGGCCGUCGUGGAGCAACUUUUAUGGCGGCGGUUUUCUGCAUCUUGACACCUAUCGGCGGUGCACUCUCGCAAAACUGGCACCAGCUCCUCGUGACUAGGCUCCUCAUGGGGUUUGGAAUGGGCCUCAAAGCUGCGACGAUUCCCAUGUACGCCGCAGAGAAUUCUCCGGCCGUCAUUCGAGGUGCCCUAGUCAUGGGCUGGCAGAUGUGGACGGCUUUCGGCAUCUUUCUCGGGUUUGCCGCCAAUCUCGUGGUCUACCGGGUCGGCAAAAUUGCGUGGAGGCUUCAGAUUGGGUCUGCUUUUAUCCCAGCCGUCCCGCUCGCCCUCCUCGUCUUCUUCUGUCCAGAGUCUCCACGUUGGCUGAUGAAGAAGAAUCGGUACCGAAACGCGUUUGAGUCGCUCUGCCGACUGCGAAAACAUAGAAUACAAGCAGCGCGCGACCUCUACUACGUCCAUGCUCAGCUCGUCAUCGAAUACGAGAUGGCGGCUGCGUCGACGUACGCUAUUAGACUCCGCGAACUCGUCACGGUCCCUCGUAUUCGACGAAGCGCCAUAGCAGCCUUGGUCGUCUUUAUGGGCCAGCAAUUCUGCGGGAUGAAUAUCAUUGCCUUUUACUCGUCGACGGUCUUUGUCCAAGCUGGUGCCUCCGAGCACACCGCACUACUUACUUCGCUGGGCUACGGUGUCAUCAACUUCGCGUUUGCCAUCCCCGCAAUCUUUCUCAUUGACAGGUUCGGUCGGAGAUCUUUACUUCUCUCGACCUUCCCACAUAUGGCAUGGACGCUCCUCGCCGCGGGCUUUUGCUUCUACAUUCCAGAGUCCAGCAAGGCGCAUGUUGGCAUGAUUGCCUUCUUCAUCUACGCAUUCACCGCUCUUUACUCGGUUGGUCAAGGGCCGGUGGCUUUCGUGUACUCUGCGGAAGCCUUCCCAUUGUCACACAGGGAGAUCGGCAACAGCUGGGCCGUGUCGGCGACGUUUGCCCUGUCCUCGGCUCUCUCGUUGACGUUUCCCCUGAUGUUGAGCAAAUUCACCGCGACAGGUGCAUUCGGUUUCUACGCUGGCAUGAACUUGUUUGUCUUCAUUCUGAUGUUCCUCUUCGUCCCAGACACCAGUGGCUACACCCUGGAAGAGCUCGACUACGUCUUUGCGGUGCCGACGAGACGAUUCAUCAGCUAUCAAGUUAGUAAGGUCUUACCAUGGGCGUUAAGACGGUACCUCUUCUUCCGGCGUGGGGAGCACUUGGAACCCUUGUACCGUUUUGAGCGCAGCGAUCAACACGGCUCGGGGUGCUACACUGAGAGAAAGAUCGAGCCAGGGUCCAAGAUAAGUAGCGUGGCCUGA
Fonsecaea erecta is the source of this 1896-nucleotide messenger RNA. RefSeq lists its product as hypothetical. Gene Ontology annotation, biological process: transmembrane transport. NCBI's taxonomy places the organism in Eukaryota, Fungi, Ascomycota, Eurotiomycetes, Chaetothyriales, Herpotrichiellaceae. Gene Ontology annotation, cellular component: membrane. The transcript has 11 exons. The record is from RefSeq and is a predicted model, not a curated record. Gene Ontology annotation, molecular function: myo-inositol:proton symporter activity. Bases 1 to 1896 code for a protein of 631 amino acids.